CAUAGCUAGCAUCAUGUUUUGUUCAAGACUGCGAUUUCUGUGGUACUUUCAUUUUUGCCUUUUAGUGAACACCAGUGCCAGUUUCCCAUCACCGCUCUUUCGAGAGGCCCUGAGCCGUCGGGAGGUAAUUAACAGAUUAUGUCCACUGAUUAACAACACUUUCUCUUGCGGAAGCGUUUCGCCUUACUGUAGUUGUGCCCCGGAAACCUGCAUGGCUUACGGUGACUGUUGUUAUGAUGUCGCCUUUAAAACACCAGAAAUUGAAAUAAGGAGGUUAAAAAAUAUCAAGAAUAAGAGAAACGAGACGUCGUGUGUGACUCUGCCAGGCAUGCCGAACGCGGUGAAGAUGAUUACAUCUUGCCUGCCAAAUACCGACAAUAUUACCUCCAUGGAAUGUUUCAACGCAGGCAGGACAACCAAUAUAGACCCCAAAAGAGACCUACCAGUCUGGUCCAAGACAAGUCGUCUGGUGUAUAGAAAUCUUUAUUGCGCUUUCUGUCACAAUGAUACAGAUAUAGAACCCUGGUUACUUAAUUUUCACUGCGAUUCGCCAGACAUAAUCGAUUCAUUGCCCAGAAAUUCCACGGACAAACUUUCUUUGUUGAGACAAAUUGUAUCUUUGCCGAGUUGUUCAAUUUUGUUUAAACACCGCUCUCGUAUGGGAGGUGAUAUGCACGUGUGUAGGACAAAUGCCAGCAAGAAUUCUGACAACAUUACCAUAGAUUUCUCAUCGGUAGAUUUAUGGUAUGAAGAAUGGAUGGCGCAAUUUCAACCAUUUGAGUACGAGGUCCUUAUCCAAACUUGCAACGUUACAGGCCUUUGGGAGCAGUAUGAUGACAAUGAGAGGGACCAAUGUGAGGCAUAUAGCCAAUGGGUUGUAAGCGGGUUGCCACCUCGUCUGUAUUCUACAACGACAACGUCUUCAACCACGACGACGAUGUCAACAACAGAGCUUACUUAUCUUCCAAUCAACCUUGAAAUAAUACCAGACAAUCUCUCACCAAUUACGAAAACAUUUUGUUUUGGAUAUUGUCCUGAUAAGAGAUCAAAACUGUGGUCAACUUUUGGUCUAUUUGCUAAUCCUCAUUGCGCCACGUGCAAUGGUAUAAUCCUUGAGAAAAACAGUUUAAUUUGUCCACAGAUCAUACACGACACACAGAGGUUUUCCGAGGAUAAAGAACUUCCGGAUACUGGAGGUAUCCAACCUUUUUCUAUGCUGAUGGAUUUUGGUCCAGAUUUCCAAAUUGAAACAGAUCGUGAAAGGAAUAUACAAGAGAGAUGCCCGGCAGGAUACACCAAAAGACAAGGAUACGAGGAAUGCAGAAAAGUAAUUUGUCCAGCCGGCAUGAUUCCCAGUGGUACAGACUGCAUUGACCAGUUCCCUGAAAUCAAUCUGAAUUGCAGCUUUAAGGUGCCCGUGAAACUUUAUGCUUUUUCCAUUGACGCAACGCAUCCAGUUUUGUGCAAAGAUCUAAUUUACAACGUAUCUACAAUAUCAGCUAACAUUAUUCCCGAUGAGGUCCACUGCACGUAUACAGAGGACAAAUACGGUGUUUUUGAGGAUGAUGCCAUUAGUUGUAGAUUUGAGCCACAGAUUAUUCACACAGGCAUAAUUAUGAAAGUCGAAUCCAACGGCAUAAAAACGUGUAGUUAUCCUUUUCUGAUCACAACGCAUACAUCAAAUGAAUCGAGCGCGGUUUAUAUCACGGGAUCAGCAAUCUGGAAGGGUGUAUCAUCGUCUGUUGCUAGGCAGAUAGAGUCAAGAUUUAGUCAACAUCUGAGGAUGCCGUGGGAAUUCAGUGAUUUGAACAUCAGUGUCGUCACUCGACAUGGCCUACCAGAAAAAAGGAUCUUGCUGACAGGAACGUGGAAAAUAGAGAUAAAUUCUUCAAUGAAUUUUCAACCAUCUGAUAUCCUGAUUGGUACAGAAAGAUAUUUCAUAAGGCAUAUUUUGCUUCAUUUCGAAGCCCUUGGUAUGCGUCUUAUGUUCUUCAAAAACCCUGAAAUCUCCUUUCAGAGAAGAUAUGAUUAUAGCACAGCAUCAGUCGAUCCAAGGGCACAUUUUACAAACGUUUCCUUUGUGAUUGGCUAUCAGGAACAAAGUGUCAUCAGGUCCAGCUCUUCUUUGGAAACAUCAGUCGCGAUAUUGCAUCUGAAUUUUAGCAACGUAGAGCUUCUUUCGUUGGCAACAGAAGUACCAUUUUAUAUGCAAUUUUUUUCUUUUUCUUCAAAGGAGAAUGCCCGCUCAUGUUUUCGAUUUCCUUGCAUGCUUUGUAUUUCAUUCGAGAGCUAUAAUCUUUCCUUUCCAAAAUCAAAAGCGUAUACUUUCCCAUUAGAGCAAGGGAAACCAGGCUCAGGCUUGACAGGUUUCACUGUAAGUGCAAAACCAGUCCACCCAAUCCCCAAUUUUGACGCACCACGAUUUGUCGAAAAUAAGGACAAUCGCCAUUUACCAAAUGUCUCCAAGAUUUCAGAAGACACCCUGAACUGUGGCAGAGUGCGUCUUAACAGGUCUGAGUUCACUGAAGACGAUAACAUGAUUACAUUGUCAGUAAAUGGGUUGAUAUUGAGUCAGACUGAUUUUAUAAAAGACGGGGAGGGAGUUCUCAUUUGUGUAGACGUCUACUUAAAAGAAAAGAGAAAUAGGACUCCCGAAUCUUCUUCUGUUCUUGUGCAGGUGAUUGUUUCCUAUAGUCUUCUCUCGCUAUCUGUCCUUUGCUUGGUUUUUACAAUUAUCACCUACCUGUUGUUUACAGACUUAAGAAAGGGUCUUCCCGGGAAAAAUUCAUUCAACCUCUGCGUCACUCUGAUGCUUGCACAGUUAUUGUUUCUCCUUAAUUAUGUACCCUCUCAAAACAAUGCUGUUUGUAAAGUGUUUGCCAUUGUGAUGCAUUACUGGUGGCUUUGUUCAUUUGCUUGGAUGACUGCAUGUGCUUUUCAUAUGUGUUGGACGUUUACAUAUCCCUUUAGUAUUGCCCAGUUUGAUUCUUCGGACAUUCGUAAGUGGCAUAUCAUCUACUGCCUAAUAAGCUAUUGCUCUCCAUUAGUAAUUGUUAUUCCGUGUGUUGUUCUUGACUUUUGUGAAUGCAGCAGUGUUUCGAUAGGCUACGGCACAGGAGGUUCAUCAUGUUGGAUAGGUAACACUAUGGCACUUGCCUACAGUUUCGCUCUGCCCGUUGGGAUAACUAUUCUCUUACAACUUGGAUUCUUCAUUAGGACAGCUAUUGCCUUACGGCCUGUUCCUAAUGUUGAACGUUGUGGUCCAGAUUACAACCAAUUUCUUGUUUACUGUAAACUAUCAACGUUAAUGGGUUUUGGGUGGAUCUUCGCGUUCAUCGCUGCAUUUACAAGUCUCUCAUUUAUGUGGUAUCUCUUUUACGUAUUUUCUUGUCUGCAAGGUGCUUUUAUUUGCUUUUCAUACAUUAUGAAAAAGUCAGUAUUGCAACGGUAUCGAAAUUACUGCAGAAAUAAGUCACCAGGUCAUAUCUCAUCUACUACAAAUAUGAGCAUGACUACACUGACAUCAGCUAAAAACGCACGGAGCGCCACCUAUAUUACGGCGCCUGAAGUUGCUGUUUGAAGCCUGUUUAUUAGGAAGUGCACCGUUAUCAGAAUCAAAAUUCACGUCACAUUAUUUUAAUAUGGCUAAUUUUUCAUUUCAUGUUGAUGCUUUUGCAUUUACUUUUAUUUGAGAGAUACGUUAUUUGUAGAGUUUAAUAUUUGUGUCUGAAGACAAGCACAGGGUAGCAUUUUAAAUAUCCUAUCUUUACUGUUUUAGAUCUCAUUGUUACGGACAAAUUGGUAUAUCUGCCAAGAGUUCUUUUUGGGUUAUUAUCCAUUACAUAACGGUUUCUGACUGUUAGUAAACAAGGUGAUAAAUUUAUCCCACGAUAGGGGAACGCCUAUUAAGUACUGACUUAAUUAAUGGGAAUGGGUCCUUUAAUAUGCUUAAAACGGCUGGGAAAAAGCUUUUAUCGAACGAUGUAAACGUAUUUUUUCUCCGUAUAUAUAUAUGGUUUUGUAUUCACUUUCAUUUGAAAGACGCGUUAUUUGUUGAGUUUUAUCUCUGCGUCUGAGGACAAGCACAGAGUAGCAUUUUAAAUAUCCUAACUGUUUUUUCUUUUAUGUGACGGCUCUAUACGUAUAUCAAGAAUAAAGUUUUGGAACACAAACUUACGUUUUUCAAUUAUCCAUAAUAUAACGGUUUCUGUCUGUUAGUAAAUA
Lingula anatina is the source of this 4224-nucleotide messenger RNA. RefSeq lists its product as uncharacterized. NCBI's taxonomy places the organism in Eukaryota, Metazoa, Brachiopoda, Lingulata, Lingulida, Lingulidae. Gene Ontology annotation, biological process: cell surface receptor signaling pathway; G protein-coupled receptor signaling pathway. Gene Ontology annotation, cellular component: membrane. Gene Ontology annotation, molecular function: G protein-coupled receptor activity. The record is from RefSeq and is a predicted model, not a curated record.